Messenger RNA from Vicia villosa (hairy vetch), 1188 nucleotides. Its product is annotated as protein FAR1-RELATED SEQUENCE 5-like. The transcript has 4 exons. Lineage: Eukaryota; Viridiplantae; Streptophyta; Magnoliopsida; Fabales; Fabaceae. The coding region runs from base 1 to 1188 and encodes 395 amino acids. Gene Ontology annotation, biological process: regulation of DNA-templated transcription. The record is from RefSeq and is a predicted model, not a curated record.
AUGUCUGUAAGAUCCUCCUUUCAAGUUAUGCGUCAAAUAGCUGGUGGUUCAAAGAACCUUGGAUAUUGCUUCCAAGAUUUAAAGAACUUUCUCACCACUGUUCGACAAAAGGAAAUGGUCAUUGGUGAUGCAACUAUUAUCCAACAAUAUCUUAGAAAUGAAGCUUUGAGGAACCCAUCGUUCUAUUAUGAUAUCCAAGUUGAUUCUGAAGAGAACAUAGCUAGCAUUUUCUGGUAUGCCACUUCUUUAAGAUUUGUAUUCAACUAUGCAUUAUUGAUAUACAUUAGAAUUCACAUAACAACAGAAAUAUUUGUAGCUGGCUCUCCAUUCCUUGGAUUUGACAAUCACCAUAAGAGUGUAUUAUUUGGUUCUGCCCUGCUCUACGAUGAGACUUCUACAAGUUUUGAUUGGUUGUUUACCACUUUCCUGAAGUGCAUGAAAAAUAAGAAACCCAUUACAAUUUAUACAGACCAAGCUUGUGCUUUGAUGAAGUCAGUUCGAAACAUUUUUCCCGAUGUCUUCCAUGGGUUGUGUUCCUGGCACAUGGGGGAGAAUGCAAAAUCCAACUUAGGCUCUCGUUGCAAUGCUGCAUUUCUUGACAAACUACAUCAUCUGGUUUCGAAUGUUGAUGAUGAGGCAGAGUUUGACUUCAAUUGGAAUAAGAUGCUUCAAAAUUGUUUUGGUGGUAAAGCUACUUCUGAAUUUACUUGGCUUGUCCAGAUUCAUCGUAAUCGUACUCAAUGGUCUUCUGCUUGGGUGAAAUCACACUUCACUGCUGGUUUGAAGACCACACAGUUAAGCGAGUCGUUCAAUGCCUUUCUUCGCCACUUUCUUCAGCCAUACCACUCACUUGUGCAAUUCUUUAUCCAUUUCAAUGUUAUGGUUGAGAAAAUGCGAGAUAAUCAUGCUGAUUGUGAUUUUAAGGCUGCCAAUACCAGGCCAAGAAACAAUUAUCCCAACAGCCAAAUCAUGAGAGUUUUCAAAGUGUUCACAAUUCAACUUGUUCGUGAUGCCGAUGAGAUGGAUUAUGAUAAUGAUACUGCUGGGAAUGUUUAUAUGUCGGUCGAAGAAGUUCCAAAAAAUCUUCUUCCUAAUGAUCAAGAUCCUUUGCGACUUGAUGAGAGGGUUGUUACUAUAGAUAUUGGGAACAAGAUUUUUACUUGUACAUGUCGGAUGUUUCAGAACUGA